AUUAGAUAUUUGACAGCUCUUAUAACUAAUCAUUAGUCUGUGUUUUAGGUGCAAUGGGUUUUCCAGAAAAAAGUUAGGUAGGGUAACUACACUCCAAGACUGCAACUGUAAACAAACAUUGGGUUACAGAUUCAUUGUUACAUUGAAUUAAUUGUUACCAUAGUAACAAAAUGAAAAGAAAAAUAGAUCCGAUCGAUACUAACGACCUUAGUGAUAGUACCCUGUGUAAAUUGUUCACACUGGCUAGUACAUUAAAAGGAAAUAAUAUUGACCCUCGUCUCUUCCAAAAUAUAAUAGGACCUUCUACUGAUUGUGCUAAUGAACAAGCAACGAUGUAUAAAAACAGUAUUUGGUACAAAUCGCUACUUAACGCUGAGAAAACAUGUUUGAAGGAAGAUCAAAUAAAAAAGAUUCAUUAUAAAUUUGACGAUGGUAAUGAAAUGGUCGAAGAGUAUAAUGUAGACACAAGGGUAUUGUUGAGGCGAGCAUGGAAUAUGAAAGGGAAGCUUGGAGGUGAAGGUAAAUGGUCAGUGGAGAUAGGAGAUCCAAUUCCUGAUGCUACUACAAAUGCUGAUACUUUGGACCUCAUGGAGAGCAAAGAUCAGCCUAUUUUACUAAAAAGGAACACAAGAAUAAAUAUUGAGUGGAGGAUACGAAAUCUCCCGUAUCCAAUAGAAACGUAUUCUAUUAAAGCUUACGAUGAAGAGAAGCUUAUUAUUAUUAGAACUUCUAAUAAGAAGUACUUCAAAAAGUUAGCAGUACCUGAAUUAACAAGGCUUUGUUUGCCUAUAGAGCAGGCAAACCUACAGGCCACACACAAAUUCAGUACUCUUAUUAUAACAUAUAGAAAACCACAAGCAAUUCUUGACAUGGAAAAGGAAUGGUAUGAAGAGGUCAAUAAAAUAAAACCAAUGAAGGAUAUGCCAAAUGACUGUAAAACUCAGUAGUUAUUUAAACAUUUAUGUUAAAUGUUUCUGUUUAAUUUAAUUCAACUGGUAACAAAUAAAGUCUUAUGUAAUGCA
Molecule: messenger RNA, 1022 nt
Organism: Pararge aegeria (speckled wood butterfly)
Lineage: Eukaryota; Metazoa; Arthropoda; Insecta; Lepidoptera; Nymphalidae
Product: protein DPCD
Exons: 3
Coding region: 171-947 (258 amino acids)
Source: RefSeq, a predicted model, not a curated record